Penicillium coprophilum is the source of this 1533-nucleotide messenger RNA. RefSeq lists its product as uncharacterized. The coding region runs from base 1 to 1533 and encodes 510 amino acids. NCBI's taxonomy places the organism in Eukaryota, Fungi, Ascomycota, Eurotiomycetes, Eurotiales, Aspergillaceae. The transcript is spliced from 3 exons. The record is from RefSeq and is a predicted model, not a curated record.
AUGGCACAAAGGCUCAACUUAGGUGAAUCCACUCUACAAAUCAGAGAUUCAAAGCUACAGCUUCGUUUGACCGCAUCGGCUCAUUUCAGCCAACCACCAAGCCAUAGAACUCCCCAAAUACCGAUUGAACUUCUACACUUGUCAAAUAUUCGCAGCGUGUGGAUAACGGAAGCACCAGAGCUGGAGUUGCGCUUCUCCAUUGGAGGAGAUUGGGAUCGAAAUGAAGCAGGAGCAUUCGUAUCAAAACUGAGAGGCAACCUCUGUGACAUGGAGAUCUGGUCGGACGUGGGAUUCUCAGUUGAGCCGAAGACGAGUGCACGUGAAUGUUGCGUCGACCCUUCUGGCUUUCACUGCCUCGAAUUUGGUCUGCGCAGAGAGUGUAAGAUGCGGAACCACACAACGGGUCGGACUUUACCCAGCUCGAUGGCCAAUCCCCCAGAUGCGUGUCCUCCCACUGGUGUACCAAUAGCAACAUUGGCUUCAAUUCACAUUCGGCUGGAGUAUAUUCUCCAACCCAAGAUUGUAUCGUCAGUCCGGGAAUACUCCAAAUUGGACAUUGGUUGUCUUAGACGAGAAUCAUCCGCUUCACAGGCCCCCCGGCUUCUGGGGGCAAUGCCAGGUGUCUCAAUUCCACAACAUGAGUGUCCUUCGGAAACUCCAGGAUCACAAAAUCGCAUGUUUGGAGAUAGAUCAUAUUCAUCCCACGAGGAGCUCCACCGGUUGUUCGGCGUGGGAAUUGAACAUCUGGUCACUUCCAACUUGGUCAAAGAUACUACAAUUCGUGUCUCAUCACGACAGAUCAUGAUCAAAAGCCUCGUAGAUUUCUCUCCCGCAGUGUUCGAUCCUAGAUAUCGGGAUGCGAUGAACCAGCGAGGAGUGACAAUCCCAAUCAUUACGAAAGCCAUAUCGUCUAUGCUGGCAGGGAAAAAUGAUCCAUCCAUCAAAGCUAAAUUAUCACAUUUGUUAGAGCGCUCUCGCUCUCGCCACAUCGAUGACACGAUAAUACAACCUGAAGCUCUAAGUUGCAAAGCCGCGGUACUCUCAUCACUUUGGCGUAUCGCCCAGACAACCAUGCCCAGGAUAAAGCCAAUCAAAAGGGGAGCUUCGAUGGUCUCCACAGAGCGUCUAUCAAAGGGACCGGUUGUGCCAGACGAGGCCGUGCGUCACAUUUCUAAGGAUCAACUACAGCGUGAGAGCAGAAAAUCGGGACUUCUAUGUUCUACUCAAACAUUGAUUUGCGACGAAAACGAGGAAAGUGACGUAUGCCUACUGAAUAGCGAGUCCGAUGAGCAGCUUUUGGACAAUCUUAGCGACACAGGCUUCUCAGACAUCGGAGAAUCAACUCAAACAUCGAUUCAUACAUCAUUCUCAACAAUUGGGUCUUCACAGACUUCAUAUGACGAUCAUGAUAGUAUGCUUCUUUCGGAUCAUGACGAAUUGGUAGAUGAUCUGGGAAACCAUAUGAUAGAUCAUGAUCCUCUGGAAAGUAUGGAGGCAUACGAUGUGGAUAUCAUAAUGGCUCAUGACCUUUAG